Alternaria infectoria is the source of this 1521-nucleotide messenger RNA. RefSeq lists its product as uncharacterized. The transcript has a single exon. Lineage: Eukaryota; Fungi; Ascomycota; Dothideomycetes; Pleosporales; Pleosporaceae. The record is from RefSeq and is a predicted model, not a curated record. Bases 1 to 1521 code for a protein of 506 amino acids.
AUGUCAUCCGACUACGGAUCAGACAUUGACUCCGACGUCGCAGAUGCCGUCGACGAGAUUGUUUCGUCGCAGCAAGCUCCCCCUUCCUCCGCGCAAAUACCACGACCUGCGCUAAAGCCACUCAAUACAAACACUUCCCUUACACCUCCGUCAUCCCACGAUAAAUACGAUGGAACUACUCUUCAGCAAUGGCACCAAGCUGCAUCAACCCCGCCGCCCUCGGCCUCGUCGUCGGAUGCCGAACCGUAUCGCCUGACGUUUGGCAAACAUGAGGGCAAGACGCUUGCGGAGAUACCGACGUCUUAUAUUACGUGGUUGAUUAGGAAUCCGAUUUCGAGUAGGCCGAUGGAGUUGAUAUAUGCGUUGGAAGAGUGGCAGGAGGAGAAGAAGAAUGGGAGAAAGGCGGCGUCGCAGUCGCAAUCGCAGUCGCAGGCAUCGCAGGCAUCGCAGGUACCGAUGUCGCAGACACAGGCGUCACAGAUGUCGAUGUCUUCGAAGAUGCCGCUUUCCCCACCGCCGUCUCAAGUUGACCAGGCCGCUCCUCCAUCGUCACAGCCUGCGGUCACGAGCACGCACAUCUCCAAAUAUACCUCUCCUCCUUCGCCUUCUCGCUCGCCGUCACCACCGCCUAGCACACAACAGUCAUAUCCUCCUUCGUCACAGCUCACGGCACCUCAAGAACCGACUGGUGCACCCCUAUACGUCCUUCCAUUCGGCGAAUACAAAGGCAAGACUCUGCUCGAGGUACCAGAGGACUACCUCUACUAUCUUGGUGCGAGCGAAGAUAAGUUGGCUACUUUGCCUGGUUUGUCUAAUGCGCUCUGCUUGAUGCAGAAAGGCUUACCUCCAGUCGCUAUGGCACCCUCGGCCCCAAGUCAAGCUUAUUCGCAAGCUCUGCCACCGCCAUCAUCCGCACCUGGCCCGUAUAUGGGACAUGAACCGCCUGCCUCUAGUCAGCUCUCACAGAUGAGCCAACCACAGCAAGCUCCGCCACCACCUUCGACUGCGCCUAGCCAUCAUUCCCUCUGCAAAGACGGCAUCCCGAGUAGUUCGCAGCCUCUCGCACCGCAGCUCUCUGCCUCGCAACCGACCCCACAAUCCUCCUCACAACCUCCACCCUGUCGCGAACCAUACCGCUUCGACUUUGGCAAGUACACCGGGAAAACCAUCGCCGAAGUCCCUCCCUCCUACAUGGCCUACCUUGACAAAGAAGGUGUCAUCAAGCAACGUCCCGACCUUGCCGCUGGAGUCGAUGAGUACGAGCGCCAUCACCCACCCAUCGGGACUCCGCACAAGGGAGAAUACAGGUUCACAUUUGGCAAGCAUGUGGGGAAAACAUUGGCGGAAGUGCCCUCCCAGUACAUCUGGUGGCUCAAGAACAACACCACUAUUUCCAAGGACAAACCUGAGGUUGGUGCUGCUAUUCGGCAGUUUGAGCGGACUCAGAAGCAUACUCAGGCUAAGACUCAGAAUCGGAGGCGGCAGAGGGCUUGGUCUCCGAUGUGCUCAUGUUGUGAUUGA